Molecule: messenger RNA, 376 nt
Organism: Alnus glutinosa
Lineage: Eukaryota; Viridiplantae; Streptophyta; Magnoliopsida; Fagales; Betulaceae
Exons: 1
Coding region: 1-240 (79 amino acids)
Source: RefSeq, a predicted model, not a curated record
AUGUCAGGGGCACAGGGAGCACUGCCGAAGGAGUCGAAGACUGCAACAACGUACGAGUCGGUGCCAGGUGGAGAGAACAAGACCAAGACUGUCAUACAAUCAAAGGAAGAUCAGGGGAUGAUUCAGAUUGACAAGCUGCAGGACAAGGUCGUGGAUGCCGCCGGAAAAGGUGGCCCCGUCUUUGGUGCCGGCAAAGAUGAAAACAAGCAGGACCUGGGUGUUACUGGGACGGGCGGCUGAUUAAGCUCUACGUUACAUAAUACGUAUAUAUAGCCAUGGAAAAUGCAUGUAUUUAAGCUUUUUGUACGUGUAGGCUCUACUGGUGUACGUAAGUCUCUUCCUUUAAUAUAUAUUUCAAUAAAAAUCUUUUAUCUUU